AUGUCUAAACCACAGGUCCUCAUUGCUGCAAACCCCAAGAACGGUAUCGUCUGGUCUAAGGAAGAGCAGAACUCCAAACUUGGAGCGGUCGCUGAGGUUCUCGAACUCACCUCAUCCUCCAGAGAAGAAUUUUACAAAGACCUCUCAUCAGGUGGGAAAUACGCCAAUAUCGUCGGUAUAUACAGACACAAUGACUCUGCUUCUGCUAUUGGGAUCUUCGACAAAGAUUUGAUCGAACAUUUACCAAAGAGUGUAAAGUACAUCGCUCAUAACGGUGCAGGAUACGACCAAAUUGAUAUCGCCGCAGCUACUGCCAAAGGGAUUGAAGUUUCCCACACACCCGGUGCGGUCGAUGCUGCCACUGCUACCGUCGGUGCAUUCUUGGCUAUCUCAGCUAUGAGACAGUUCUACCGAGCUGAAGUUAAUGUGAGAAAUGGUCAAUGGAAAUCUGGUUUGUCACCUGCUAGAGAUCCCGAGGAGAAGGUUUUGGGUAUUAUAGGUAUGGGAGGUAUCGGUAAGGCCCUCGCUCGUCGAUUGAUAGCCUUCGACAUGAAAGUAAUCUACCACAACCGAAAUGAAAUUACCCCACCACCCGAUUUCCCAUGUACCUAUAUCCCCAACGUGGAAGAUCUCUUAAAGCAAUCCGAUAUCGUUUCGUUGAACUUGCCCUUGAACGAUAAAACCAAAGGAAGUUUCGGUAAGAAGCAAUUUGAUCAAAUGAAAGAUGGUAGUGUGUUGGUCAAUACUGCCAGAGGAGCUGUGGUUGAUGAGGAGGCUUUGUUGCAAGCUUUGGAUAGCGGUAAACUCUUCAGCGCAGGUCUUGAUGUCUUCCCUGAUGAACCCAACGUCAACCCUAAACUCUUACAAAAUGACAAGAUCACCGUACUGCCUCAUAUGGGUACUGAGACCAGAGAUUCUCAAAAGAAGAUGGAAAUUCUCGUAUUGGAUAACCUCAUCUCGGCUCUCAGUGGUAAAGGUUUAUUGAACCAAGUUCCCGAACAAAAGAAAUAA
This is a messenger RNA of Kwoniella botswanensis, 1011 nucleotides long. RefSeq lists its product as uncharacterized. Lineage: Eukaryota; Fungi; Basidiomycota; Tremellomycetes; Tremellales; Cryptococcaceae. The transcript is spliced from 7 exons. Gene Ontology annotation, molecular function: oxidoreductase activity, acting on the CH-OH group of donors, NAD or NADP as acceptor; NAD binding. Bases 1 to 1011 code for a protein of 336 amino acids. The record is from RefSeq and is a predicted model, not a curated record.